Molecule: messenger RNA, 1326 nt
Organism: Caenorhabditis remanei
Lineage: Eukaryota; Metazoa; Nematoda; Chromadorea; Rhabditida; Rhabditidae
Exons: 4
Coding region: 1-1326 (441 amino acids)
Biological process (GO): iron ion transmembrane transport
Cellular component (GO): membrane
Molecular function (GO): iron ion transmembrane transporter activity
Source: RefSeq, a predicted model, not a curated record
AUGGCUACUUUCAUACUUCUCAAGGACUCUCCUCCAUCAGGUUCUCCUUUACUAUACUUAUCAAUAUUCUUAUGCGCCAUUAAUCGGCUAUUUUUGAAUGCUGAAAAAUCAAUAAUUUCGAGAGACUGGGUUGUAGCCCUGAACCAUGAAAGUGCGCUGGCUAGACAGAAUGCCACGUUGACCGGGUUCGACCAACUAUUGAAUGUACUAUCUCCGGUGGUUGUAGGGACACUCAUCACCUCCUAUGGAAUCCAUCAAACUCUAAUUAUCUUUGCAAUUGGUUCCAUGGUUUCUUUGAUCUUAAAAUCCACUUUUCUCUAUUUUACUUAUACGUCCAACCCAUGCCUUCAAAUCAUCAGGAACCACAAACAUUACAAAAUAGUAUCGGGGUCGGACUGUGAUCUACAACUUCUGGAGGAAUCUGGACAGAACCUCCAACCACCAGGCGUUUUCUCCACUUACUACCGACAAACCACAUUCUGCGCUUCCCUCGGCAUGGCACUAUUCUACAAGACUGUCAUGGGAUUUGAUAACUUGGCGGUUGGCUAUGCCACAACCUCAUCUAAAAUUUCUAUCUUCACUAUCGGAGCCUUGAAGUCAUAUGGAGCGGUGGCUGGGAUGGCUGGAGUGAUUUCUUAUACAUUCCUUGAAACACGAUUCGGUUUGAUACGUGCUGGAUAUGUCGGGUUGGUAGUCCAGCAAGUUUUUUCUUUGUUAGCAGUCACUACGAUAUGGAUGCCGGGGUCUCCUUUUUUGGGACGUGAUGUCAUCAGUGAAGGCCCGAGCAUUUCAAUUUUCCUAGUAGCAAUUGCAUCUUCUAGAUUUGGACUCUGGUGCCUUGACAUGGCUGUCACCCACUCCAUGCAGCUUCACGUCCCUGAAUCCGAGAUAAAUACGGUCUUUGGAUUUCAUAUGGCGUUGUGUCAAACGUUUUCAGUACCCAAGGAAAUCAUCGCCUACGACAAAUUCCAGAUUCUUGAAAUCAGAGCCAUCGGAUUUUUUGUAAAGCUUAGCCUGCUCGAUUGCCUUCUCAGUGAUAUCCAGCCCAACAAAUGUGGAAUUCGGAAAGUGCUCGGCGAGCAGUCUGACAUGAAGACCUCCUCCACAUCCGACAUCCAGAACUCGUACCCCUGUCACCAGACCGUCUGGGAUUCCAUGACCAAUAGCAGGAACGAGGCUAGGGAUGACAUGCUUCUCACUGGUAGCUUUGGCAAACUUCUGCUGCAUUUCUUCAAAGUCGGAGUAGACGGAGUAAUCGAGGCCAUAGGGACCGUCCUUUUUGAAGCAUUCGAUAAGAGUGUCGAUUGGUUUAAGGACGGUGGAUAG